UCAGUUCAUUUGGUUGGUAGAGGCGAACGGUGGUGCAUAGCUCGACAGCUGAUUCUGGACUGUGUUGCGUCGUCCGAUCGUUUCUCUCCACUGUCAGUCGUAGUUGACACCGCGGAUCGGUUAGCUGCUUCGCGAUUCGAUUCUCGCUUAUGCGGGUACGUACAACAGAGCCAAUCGCGAUCCUACGAAGUACUUCCCUCGAAAACGAAUGCAGCCUCGCGAUUCCGAAUACUUCUCAUCGAUCAUUGGGAAAGCGAAGACGAGGAUUAAAGGCGCAUCGUAACGUUUCACCACGGCCUACCGAACUGCUUCUCCCUUUAUUGUGAUUAUUGUGGCCACUAUUUUCUUAUAAACGCGACCGUUGUGCAUGGUGGAGGAGCGAGCGAAGAAAGGGCGGAGAGGCCAAGGAUGCAUAGCGUCAUCAUUAGGGUAUGAUUUCGGACGCUGUUAGGAUUCCUAAAUUUACCUUCGACCGAUGCAUCAACAGAUGAUGGCGGAUUUAAAGAAUCUCGCUUUGACCGGUGGAGGAGGAUCUAGGUACAGUGGAGAUGAACAGGUACAGUUCAUUCCUGGCGGAAGUCAUCAGGUGACAAUUAAAUCUCCUCCACCCUCUCUGCAUUUGGAAAAUCUCAACAAUGCUGUUCUCAGUGGCUCACAAAAUAAUCUCCACUGCAAUUGCAACGGUAGUACGUCGAAUGGUACCGCAGUUGCAAUGUCUAGCAGUAGCAUGUUCGUGAGAAAAGUACCAAACCAUAGCCCAGGACAGGAUGGUAAAAGGCCGGCAGUAACAUUGACGCAUUUACCGAAGAGGCCACCGGUUGACGUUGAGUUCAAGAACCUAGCGUACAGCGUGUCCGAAGGCAGAAAGAGAGGAUACAAAACAAUUUUAAAAUGUGUAAACGGAAAAUUUCGAUCCGGAGAACUGACUGCCAUCAUGGGCCCUUCAGGCGCCGGGAAAAGUACACUUAUGAAUGUUUUAGCAGGUUACAAAACAUCCCACCUGAGCGGUUCUGUUCUGAUAAACGGAAAAGACAGGAAUCUCAGGAGAUUUCGAAAGAUGUCCUGCUACAUAAUGCAAGACGACCGUCUGCUACCUCAUCUAACUGUUUAUGAGACAAUGACGGUUUCAGCCAAUUUGAAAUUAGGCAAGGACAUCAGCAAGAGGGAAAAGAAAAUAGUGAUCGAAGAAAUCAUCGAAACGCUCGGCCUAAGUGACGCGAGCAAUACACAAACUCACUGCCUUAGCGGAGGUCAGAGAAAGAGAUUAUCGAUCGCACUGGAGCUCGUUAACAAUCCUCCGGUGAUGUUUUUUGACGAACCAACUUCUGGGUUGGACAGUUCGACUUGUUACCAAUGUUUAAGUUUGCUCAAAUCGUUAAGUAGAGGAGGAAGGACUAUUAUAUGUACGAUACAUCAACCAAGCGCACGAUUGUUUGAAAUGUUCGAUCAUUUGUACCUUUUAGCCGAGGGCCAGUGUAUAUAUCAAGGAAACGUUGGGGGCCUGGUGCCCUUUUUAUCGUCAAUGGGUUUAGAAUGUCCCGGUUAUCAUAAUCCAGCUGAUUACGUUAUGGAAGUCGCAUGUGGAGAGCACGGAGAAUGCGUGCAUAAAUUAGUCAUGGCAGUAAAUAACGGUAAAUGUGCUAAUUACCAGCAUCAUCAAGCUGCAAUAAAUGCGGUGCAAACUGUAUCGAAUGACAUCGCGAAAGAAUCACCGCAGCAGGAGACAAAGUCUGAAUCUGCUUUGAUACCAAAUGGCGUGGCAAAGCAACCGAAUGGGGGAACAGUAAUCAACAUACCAAUUUCUUGCACGACUUCAUUGUUGGACAGUGCAGAAAGUAUAGAACAGAAAGUUGGUUUUCCAACGAAUAGUUGUACCCAAUUUUGGAUCCUUCUUAAAAGGAUAUUUUUGUCACAGAUAAGAGACAUGACAUUAACGAGAGUAAGGCUGAUUUCCCAUAUAAUCGUUGGGUUUCUCAUUGGCGCAAUUUAUUACGACAUCGGCAAUGAUGCCUCGCAAGUAAUGAGUAAUGCCGGCUGCGUUUUCUUUACGGUGAUGUUUCUCAUGUUCACCGCUAUGAUGCCUACCAUUCUUACGUUUCCGACAGAAAUGGCUGUGUUCGUGAGAGAACAUUUAAAUUACUGGUAUUCUGUAAAAGCUUAUUAUAUCGCGAGAACUUUAGCCGAUGUACCCUUCCAAAUAGUGUAUUCUAUAGCAUACGUCAUUAUUGUAUAUUUCAUGACGUCGCAACCAUUGGAAACAAAUAGAUUCAUGAUGUAUUUAACUAUAUGUAUAUUAACAGCAUUAGUUUCUCAAUCCAUUGGUUUAGUAAUAGGAGCAGCGAUGAGCGUAGAGAGUGGAGUAUUCAUUGGCCCUGUGUCGUCAGUGCCAAUUGUUCUCUUCUCUGGUUUCUUCGUCAAUUUUGAUGCCAUUCCAAAGUAUCUGAAGUUUCUUUCAUACGUGAGUUACGUCAGAUACAGUUUCGAAGGCGCCAUGAUUUCUGUGUAUGGUUAUAAUCGUGCUAAGCUCAAGUGUUCCGAAGCGUACUGCCACUUCAAGAGCCCGACGAAGUUCCUCGAAGAAAUGUCAAUGCAGAACGCAGUCUUCUGGUUAGACGCCGUUGCAUUGACAGGUUUUCUGCUUACAUUGAGGGUGAUCGCCUACUUUGUAUUGAGACUGAAGUUACGAUCUCUUCGUUAAAACAUACAGUGGCCGAAUAUAAUUGAUAAUUAUUAUUAGGUCAUCGUAUCACGGAUAUUCAUCUCAUUUCCACUCAAACGUUUAGUCGAUGAGUUUUCGAAAAUCCGCGAUUACGAUUCUAAAUUUCGAUCUUUACUCUGCCGAAAAUAGAAAUGCCCGGACAUUUCAGUAUUGGAAUUACAGAACAGACAUGUAUUAAAGUGACGCAGUGAAAUAUUUUAAUCUUUGUUUGUUGUCAACUACUAGGAUCUUUUUUACACUUGAGCUCAUCUCAUAUAUGUAUUGUGUUGAGACUAUUGGUGUUUUAUCUCUGUGCUUGAGAUAAAACCACAAAAUCGCCUUUAGGACGUUCUAUUCCGGAUGUACAGUGCUUCGUUGAAUCGAAUUUUUCGAAAAUAUCGAAGUUUAAGAAGCCCGCAUUCACGACAAUGCGUUCCGAAUAUCAAUUGCAAUUAACGUAAUUUUCGCCAUGUAAAUAUAGGUUACAAAAACGAAACAUUUGACAUUUAUAUCUCACCGUAACUCGAUAAGAUACGUAUCUUAAAUGUUGUUUUUUACAACAUCAAACGAGAAUAACAAUAGUAGACACGUACAAAUGAUACGCAUAGAACGUUUAGGUAUUUCUAAUAAACUAGAGGAGUAUGCAAGAAUUACAUUGGAAUUGUAAAUCAUUGAUAAAAGACCGAAAAGAGACCGCGGUUGCUACUACGCAUUCAGAUGAAAUGCAAACAUUUAUAGCCAAUUAUUACAAACUCGCCAGGAGCCUUAGGCCCAUUCAAGACUCAUGGUCCCUCCAACGAGCGCGUGUGCACCACGCGAACAGUAUAGACUUUUUUUAAUAGAUAAGCAAUAGAAUUUACAAAUCAAAUAUUAGAAUGGAUCCUUUAUUGUUCUCAUAUUUACAUCGAUCGCUACGUUCAUUUAGUCUACGAAAGAUAUCUCGAAGAUAUAGCAACGAAUCAUAAACGACCAAUAAUCGUUUAAAAUAUCGGACAAAAACAGAUUUUAGCCGACACACUGCAGCACCAAAAAUUAAUUUACAUGUAAACUUAAGUCCGAUACUUAUAUAUACAUAUAUACACAUAUAUAUAUAAGUAUCGGCGAGAUAUCCGAAUAUUUGUACUAAAUGGUUUCUUACGAGAUCGCGUGCAAUCCUUACCCAUAUUGUCAUUCCAUUUAUAGAUAAUUCAAUAACUAUAAUGUUUAAGCGAUGAAGAAAAAAAUGAUAAAACAUAUAUUGUAAAAAGCUCACACCUGACCAAUCACUAGCUGCCUGUGCGUUUGCUUCUAAGUCUGGAGUGCUGAACAUUGUUACAUUUAUUACGAUAUAGACAUUUAAUUAGAGGGGUGACGGGAGUAUAUUAUUAAAAAAAAAAAAAAAGACAAAGUAAAAAAGAAGAAAACCAAAAUAGGCAUGCGAGAGUGACAAAUUUAACAAGAUUAUUCUGGUUUUGGAAACUUUUACAGAAAUUUCUUUCACGGCCUAUGCAUUGUUCUUAUCGCUGCGGGUUCAUUUACUCAACGACUAAAAAAGGAAAUAAGGAAAAAAAAAACAAAAGGUUUAUAAACUUUUCGUUUGAUUUACAAUUAGAUCUCAUGUCAUAGUUGCGUUUCGUAAUAGUUGUAAAUA
Eufriesea mexicana is the source of this 4328-nucleotide messenger RNA. RefSeq names its product ABC transporter expressed in trachea (gene Atet). Gene Ontology annotation, biological process: transmembrane transport. The coding region runs from base 476 to 2698 and encodes 740 amino acids. Gene Ontology annotation, molecular function: ABC-type transporter activity; ATP binding; ATP hydrolysis activity. Gene Ontology annotation, cellular component: plasma membrane. Lineage: Eukaryota; Metazoa; Arthropoda; Insecta; Hymenoptera; Apidae. The record is from RefSeq and is a predicted model, not a curated record. The transcript is spliced from 12 exons.